AGUACCCAAUGCUAAGUGAUUACCAAUGAAGUAACAGCAAUGGCGCUGGUACUAUAUUGUCAUAUGUCUUGUUAAUGUUAUCAAUAUAUUAUCGGUGUAUUGGACCUUUCUAAUUUGGUAGAAAGUCUAGUUUGGGUUGCGGUAAAAUUGUGUGUUGGACGAGUGCUUAAUAUUGUGUGCGGUCGAGUUCAGAGACGGGGCAGGCCUUGUUGUUUAUUUUUAGAAUUUCGAAAAAGUCCUAGUUUUUUCAUUUUCAUUUGAAAUGGAGGAUAUUUUCCAUUGGUGUCGCGAAGGGAACGCUCUUCAGGUUCGUGUGUGGCUCGAUAAUACCGAGAACGAUCUCAAUCAAGGAGAUGAUCACAACUUUAGUCCUCUGCACUGGGCUGCAAAGCAAGGCCAAUUCAAGAUUGCUGAGAUGCUGCUGGCCCGUGGAGCCAGAGUGAACGCUACGAACAGGGGAGAUGAUAUUCCUUUGCAUUUAGCUGCUGCUCAUGGUCACAUGGAUAUGGUUAUGCUGCUGCUUAAGCAUAAGGCUGAUGUGAAUUUUACAAAUGAACAUGGAAAUUCCCCACUGCACUAUGCAUGCUUCUGGGGAUACAAUGAAAUUGCUGAGAAAUUGGUGUUCAGCGGGGCUCUAGUCACUGUUGCCAACAAGUAUGGACAUACUCCACUCGAGAAGAGCAAAGGUAUGCUGUCAAAGAGGCUGCAGGAGAUUGCCAUUGAGAAUGGGCAGGAGAUGAAGAGAAUCAAGUACAAAGAUCAAAGUUGGUUGGGUUAUAAGACGCGGUCGAGGGACGCCACUUUGAGUAGGUAUAAAGGAAUCAACGUUAAGGAUCUGUACAAAAAAGGCAAGUUAGCAUCGACUCCGUCUGGGGAUUCGUACAGGGGCGUUUGGCAGAAGAACGAGAUAGUUUUUAAGAUUUUGAGCAUCAGGAAAGUGACGUCCAGAAUCUCGAGGGACUUUGACGAGGAAUUCCCGAAGCUGCGCAUCUUCUCGCAUCCGAACGUUCUUCCGGUGAUCGGUUGCUGCAAUUCUCCGCCAACCCUGAUCGUCAUCAACCAGUACAUGCCUUUGGGAUCUCUGUACAGGGUGCUGCACGAGAGCAGCGACAUCGUCGUCGAUAUACAGCAGGCGUUAAGGUUUGCAUCUCAGAUCGCUCGCGGAAUGUCCUUUUUGCACAGUCUCGAGCGGAUCAUCCCCGAGUACCAUCUGAACAGUAAGCACAUCAUGAUCGACGAGGAUCUGACGGCCCGAAUCAAUAUGGCAGACUGCAAGUUCUCGUUCCAAGAGAAGGGUAGGAUCUAUUAUCCCGGUUGGAUGUCGCCAGAGGCACUCCAGAAGAAGGUCUCCGAUCGUAACUGGGAGGCUUCCGAUAUGUGGAGCUUCGCCGUAUUGCUGUGGGAGUUGGCGACGCGCGAGGUGCCGUUCUCCGAUCAAUCGCCUAUGGAGGUCGGAAUGAAGAUCGCGCUGGAGGGACUUCGCGUCGUCAUAAAACCGGGCAUUUCGAAUCACCUCUCGAAGCUGAUCAAGAUCUGCAUGAACGAGGAUCCCGGCAAGAGGCCCAAAUUCGAUAUGGUCAUUCCCAUACUCGACAAGAUGCUAGCUUGAGAAGAUGCGCAACGAGUUUUAUUAUAUGUGCAUAGCUUUAAAAUAACUGGACCCUAAUCAUUUUGUUAAUACGUCUUCUCCCACAAUUUUUAGAUUUAGAAUUUAUUUAUUUUACAUUAUUUAAGAGGAAACAUAUGUGCCUUAUAUAUUGCCUUGAAUGUAAUUUUAAGCUUAUUAAUGACUAAACGAAAGUCAAUUUACGAAUAGUGCUUCCACGUAACAAAACAGUUUAUGUUUAUUUACUCUGCUGCCACUAUCGAUCCAACGAUUUAUAUACACGUCGUCCGAUUGUUGUUUUUUUUUUAAAUUAUUAUUUAUUGGACGCCCUGUAUAUAAGUUGUAUGCAUUCGUAGGAGAUAUUAUAUUUUGUAUUAACAUUCGGACUAAUUUAGUCGUAGUAAUUCAGUUUAUAUGUAAUAUAAUUUUUAUUUUUGGUGCUUCUUUAAACAAACAAACAAACAAA
Messenger RNA from Nicrophorus vespilloides, 2072 nucleotides. It is a transcript of the gene Ilk, whose product is annotated as integrin-linked protein kinase. Gene Ontology annotation, biological process: cell-matrix adhesion; protein phosphorylation; integrin-mediated signaling pathway. Gene Ontology annotation, molecular function: ATP binding; protein binding; protein kinase activity. Lineage: Eukaryota; Metazoa; Arthropoda; Insecta; Coleoptera; Silphidae. The record is from RefSeq and is a predicted model, not a curated record. Gene Ontology annotation, cellular component: stress fiber; focal adhesion. The coding region runs from base 263 to 1609 and encodes 448 amino acids. The transcript has 3 exons.